AUAAGGCAAAUGCUGAGCAACUUUAGUCAGAUUUUAUAUCAAUUAGGCUGACGAGGGACCCUUCUCUCUUAGGCUUAUGCUUUAAGCAAAAUACCUAUGAAGUGUCACCAUUUUCAUCAACUGCUGUGAACACCCUGGCAGGUCUCAAAGACAUCACAAUCCGUACUCAUAUGUUUUUCGUUAUGUGCAUGUGAAUAUCAUCAUCAUCAUGGGCUUGGUGUUUUGAACAUGGGGAAUGAAAUGGGGAACAACAACACUUCCGGUUUGCGAGAAGAAGAUAACACGGUCCAGGGUAAACAUGUGCAAGGAUUUGAUCACGCUGAUGAUUUGAAGGAACCGGAUCGUGUAGUUCCUGCAACAGAAGACAAAGAAGAAGUUGACAUGAAAACUGAAGGAGAGAAAUCUAUGGAAGAUGCUGGUCGAAAGGACUACGGAAAGGAACAAGAUCAUGAAGUUGUUGCAUCUGAAGAUAUACAUGUAAAUGGAAAAGAUGAAAAAGAAGAGGUAAAAGGACAAGAUCAUUUAGUUCCUGCAGCUGAGGAUAAAAAUACUUGGGGAAAUGAGAUGGAACCGGCUUAUCUUGAACUGGAUGGCCUAGCAUCUUCUCGUAUUGAAGAUAUGGAGAACGAUUGUAAAGCACAAGCUACUAGCACAAUCCUUGAAGUAGAGGAAUUGCCUUUGAAAGAAGCUGCUAGUACAGAUGAAACAGAUGCUGGAGCUAGCCUAGUUCCUGCAGGUGGAGAUGAAAGUACUCAUGGGACCAAGACAGAGUUGGUUUUCAGUGGUCUCGAUGGAACGGAAUAUCCACGUGUUGACAAGCAGAAACAUGAUGAGAAAGAAAAAGAUAUUACCAUAAAAGAUGAGGCCGAGGAACAAUCUUCACCAGAAGAAGAAGAGGCAAAUGGACAAGAUCAUUUAGUUCCUGCAGCUGAGGAUAAAAGUACUUGGGGAAAUGAGACGGAAUCGGCUUCUCUUAAACAUGAUGGCCUAGCAUCUCCUCGUAUCGAGUACCCAACACACAAUAAGAAAGAACAAGAUACUAGCACAUUUCUUGAAGUAGAGGAAAUACCUUUGAAAGAAGAUGCUAGUACAGAUGAAAUAAAUGCAGAAGCUCGCCCAGUUCCCGCAGGUGGAGACGGAAGCAAGACAGGGCUGGUUUUAGUUGAUUGUGAUGGAAUGGUUCAUCCGUGUAUUGACAAGCCGAAACCUGACAAAAAAGGAGAGGAUAUGAACAUAAAUGAUGAAAUCGUGGAGCGAUCCUCACAAGAAGCUGGUAGCACAGAUGUAAUGGAUAGACAAGGUCAAUUACUUGCUGUAGUUGAAGAUAAAGCUACUUAUGCAAAUGAAACAUGCUUAGUUUCCAGUGAUCCCGAGGGAACUGCAGAUCUUCACGGUGACAAUCCUAAAGACCAUGAGAAAGAAGAAGAUAAUAACAUGGUUCCAGUAGAUAAGGAAGAUUCAAUGAAAGAAACUGGUUAUGCAGAAAAGGAAAAAGGACAAGAUCAUUUAUUUCCUGCAGCUGAGGAUAACAAUGCUCGGGGAAAUGAGGCGGAAUCGUAUUCUCUUGAACAUGAUGGCCUAGCAUCUCACCGUAUCGAUGACCCGACACACAAUAAGAAAGAACAAGAUACUAGCACAUUUCUUGAAGUAGAGGAAAUACCUUUGAAAGAAGAUGCUAGUACAGAUGAAAUAAAUGCAGAAGCUCGCCCAGUUCCCGCAGGUGGAGACGGAAGUACUCAUGGAAGCAAGACAGGGCUGGUUUUAGGUGAUUGUGAAGGAAUGGUUCAUCCAUGUAUUGACAAGCCGAAACCUGACAAAAAAGGAGGGGAUAUGAACAUAAAUGAUGAAAUCGUGGAGCGAUCCUCACAAGAAGCUGGUAGCACAGAUGUAAUGGAUAGACAAGGUCAAUUACUUGCUGUAGUUGAAGAUAAAGCUACUUAUGCAAAUGAAACAUGCUUAGUUUCCAGUGAUCCCGAGGGAACUGCAGAUCUUCACGGUGUCAAUCCUAAAGACCAUGAGAAAGAAGAAGAUAAUAACAUGAUUCCAGUAGAUAAGGAAGAUUCCAUGAAAGAAACUGGUUAUGCAGAAAAGGAAAAAGGACAAGAUCAUUUAUUUCCUGCAGCUGAGGAUAACAAUGCUCGGGGAAAUGAGGCGGAAUCGGAUUCUCUUGAACAUGAUGGCCUAGCAUCUCACCGUAUCGAUGACCCGACACACAAUAAGAAAGAACAAGAUACUAGCACAUUUCUUGAAGUAGAGGAAAUACCUUUGAAAGAAGAUGCUAGUACAGAUGAAAUAAAUGCAGAAGCUCGCCCAGUUCCCGCAGGUGGAGACGGAAGUACUCAUGGAAGCAAGACAGGGCUGGUUUUAGGUGAUUGUGAAGGAAUGGUUCAUCCAUGUAUUGACAAGCCGAAACCUGACCAGAAAGGAGGGGAUAUGAACAUAAAUGAUGAAAUCGUGGAGCGAUCCUCACAAGAAGCUGGUAGCACAGAUGUAAUGGAUAGACAAGGUCAAUUACUUGCUGUAGUUGAAGAUAAAGCUACUUAUGCAAAUGAAACAUGCUUAGUUUCCAGUGAUCCCGAGGGAACUGCAGAUCUUCACAGUGUCAAUCCUAAAGACCAUGAGAAAGAAGAAGAUAAUAACAUGAUUCCAGUAGAUAAGGAAGAUUCCAUGAAAGAAACUGGUUAUGCAGAAAAGGAAAAAGGACAAGAUCAUUUAUUUCCUGCAGCUGAGGAUAACAAUGCUCGGGGAAAUGAGGCGGAAUCGGCUUCUCUUGAACAUAAUGGCCUAGCAUCUCCCCGUAUCAAGGACCCGACACACAAUGAGAAAGAACAACAUACUAGCACAAUUCUUGAAGUAGAGGAAUUGCCCUUGAAAGAAGGUGCUAGUACGGAUGAAACAAAUAUGGAAGGUCUCCUAGUUCCUGCAGGUGGAGAUGAAAGUAGUCAUGGAACCGAGACAGGGAUAUUUUCGAGUGAUCCCCUUGGAACCGUCGAUCUUCAAGGUGACAAUCCGAAAGAGCAUGAGAAAGAAGUGAGCAAUACAAGUGCUGAACCACAAGAGAAACCUAUGGCAAAAGAUGAUACUGAAGGGAAAAAUCUAACAAUUCCAGCAGCUGAAGAUGAAGAUUGUAAUAACAUAGAGGCCGAAUCUGCUUCCGGUGACCUUGUGAUUGUAGAUGAUACUCUUGAUAACCAGACAUUGGAAGGGCAAGAACAAGGAAAAACUGAACUUGAUCCUCCAGCUGAGUCUACAGAAGCUGAUGCAAAACCAAGUGAAGUAGUUGAGGGCAGCGAAACCCAACCAGUUUUUUCAUCGAAGAACCUGGAAGAUCAUGAGAUGCAAAAAGAAUCGAAUUUCGGGGAGGUUCUGUCUGGAAGAACUCACGAUGUUGAGGAUGAGAAUCCCAUGAAGGAAGCUGAAGAUGAGGGGGCUAGCAAUUCAUUAUCUGAUCAAGAAUCUUCUACAUCAGGUGAUUCUGUGCCUCGAGAAUCGGUAGUAGUUAUAGAACCCGAAGAGCAUGAAUCAACCGAAAUCGGUGCUGAACAAAUGGUGUUACAGUGCAAUGGGCCACUGAAGAGUAAGGAUAGGUUCAUACCAUCUUUAACAUGCCAAGAUCAGGAAAAUGGUUUUGUUUCAGAUUAUAGCACUUCAACUGAUCCGGUUGUGAGGGUUUUUGCCGACCAAAGUCCGGAGAUAGAAAUGGAAACAGAUGAACCUGGGAAUGAUUUAGGAAGUAUGACUACAGUAAUGACCAAUUUGCCUAUGGGAGGUGGAGCCAAAUGCAUUGGAGAGUUGCCAACUGAGAUGAACUCAACUAAAAAUGAUUCCCCUGAACCACAGAUUGAAGUUAUCCUUUUAGAUGAGACACAGAACAUCCAGGCCGAAGUUUCUGAAUCCGAAGACAAAGGCAUAGUUCUUAGUCAAAAAGCCGCAUUGAUAGAGGACGCGAUAGAGAAAUCGAACGGAAAGGGAUCUGAGGAAGGAUCAAAAGCUGAUGAUCCAAGUGAAUUCUCACCUCAAUAUAUGAUGAAUGACCAGGCACAGAUUCUCGAGAAUGGUCAUCCAGUUGAUGCAUCUAUUAACAACCAGAAAGAACAACAAAAGGACUCGCAACAAGAAGUUCAACUGGUCACUGAUUCUGCAUACACAUUUCCCAUGGAUCAAAUGCACAAAGAAGAAGAAACAGAAGAGAAGAAAAUUAUAGAAGAAAUGGUUGGCAAAAACAAAGAUUCAAAUCCCAUUGAAAAUGGUGCACCAAGAGGAAAAAAUGGAGACUCAUAUGUUCCAUUGACACUAUCAGAGACUAAAGCUAUUGCCAAUGGUGAUCAUCAUAACCAACCAGAAAGUGUGGGAAGGCUCAGCAUGGAAUCGAAUUCGGAUAACACGACCAUGCGUAAGUCGCCGAGCUUCGAUCUCGAUCUCAGAAUCAAUGUAAGAGCCGAAGACUCGGAUCAAACACCAUUGCUGUACCAAGACAAGACCACCAUCGACAGCUUCUCAAGCCAACUCGAGGUUACGGAUCAUGGAAAACCAGUGGCCGACGCCGAGAAAAGUGAAACCCCAUCACUGUAUGAAUCAAUGGCAGCACAUGAGAAAGGUGUUACACUAGAAAGAAGCGAUUCCGAGAAGUCGAAAACCCCACUCCUUGGCUUCUUGAAAGAAGACGAAGAAGCUGAGAACAACAACAACAACAUGUUAAUGAAUCCAAUUAAACAAAACAACCAAUCUGCAACAAAGGAGACAACAACAUCAAAGGUUUCUAUUUCAGUUAAGGCUGUCACAUCUGGUACAACAAAAGGUAAAGUUAAACGCAAGCCUAGAGCUUCUCUCUUCGGCACCUGCAUGUGUUGUGCAACUGUGAUGAAUUAAACACACAAUUGAAGCUGGCCUUUUGUUUAACUUUCUUGUGUUAACAGUUUCAUUGUCCCUGUAUUUAUUUUGUUUUUGGUUGUGUUGGGUUUAUUUACUUAAAUUUAUUCGAUUGAAGCUUUCAAAAUGGAGUUUGUGAGCUGUGAAU
This is a messenger RNA of Hibiscus syriacus, 5017 nucleotides long. RefSeq lists its product as uncharacterized. The transcript has 20 exons. NCBI's taxonomy places the organism in Eukaryota, Viridiplantae, Streptophyta, Magnoliopsida, Malvales, Malvaceae. The record is from RefSeq and is a predicted model, not a curated record. The coding region runs from base 229 to 4869 and encodes 1546 amino acids.